Messenger RNA from Maniola jurtina (meadow brown), 1031 nucleotides. It is a transcript of the gene mRpL2, whose product is annotated as 39S ribosomal protein L2, mitochondrial. Bases 96 to 989 code for a protein of 297 amino acids. Lineage: Eukaryota; Metazoa; Arthropoda; Insecta; Lepidoptera; Nymphalidae. Gene Ontology annotation, cellular component: ribosome. The transcript has 6 exons. Gene Ontology annotation, biological process: cytoplasmic translation. The record is from RefSeq and is a predicted model, not a curated record. Gene Ontology annotation, molecular function: RNA binding; structural constituent of ribosome.
UCAUUUUAUUGUCAAAUGUCAAAAAUUCACUUUGUAGGUUAUAAAACAUAAAAAUAAUCAGAAUUCAGAACAGAAUUUUAAUUUAAGUUGAAGCGAUGGCUUUAAAUAGGCUAUUUGCUAGUUUAACUUUAAGUGCAGCGCCGAGUGUUAUUGGUAGAAAAACAGUACAAGUAACCGCAGUUCGAUAUGCUAGUAUGCCGAAGCCUGUAAAGCCCAAACCUGGAUUUGGAAUAAGCUAUCGAAGAACAGUUCAUUUCCCAGAAGAAUAUACUGUAAAACCUUUGGAAGUUACCAAUCUAGCUGGACGAGAUCCUGUUUCAGGGAGACUCGUAGCCAAAGGUAUUGGUGGAGGAAUCAAGCACAAGUAUCAUUGGAUUGCGUGGGUCAGAGAUGGGCCAACAGAAGGCCCACCACAGGAAGAAAAAGUUAUUCAGGUAUUAGAAUGUGGUUGUAGAACAGCCCACGUGGCACUGGUGGCGGUGGGUGACAAGCUGAAAUACAUACUCGCUACUGAGAACAUGAAGGCUGGUGAUAUCAUUAAAACUUCCAGACAUCUGCCUCGAAUACCUGUUAGAGCAAAUGAAGGAGAUGCUUAUGUUUUGGGAGCUUUGCCACUGGGUACAAUAGUUCACUGUAUUGAAAAAGAACCAGGCACAGGUGGUCUAUACAUCCACGCGGCAGGCACGUACGGCACGAUACUGCGGCGGCAGAACGACCGCAUCGUGGUGCAGAUGCCUUCCAAGAGGCUCUUCAGCUUUGAUGAGCACUGCAUGGCAGUUGUUGGUCGUCUAUCAAACGUAGACCAUGGAGAUACACCCAUAGGUUCCCCUCAACGCAACAGAUGGCUCGGCAACAGGCCACGGUCUGGUCUUUGGAAAAGGAAGGACGGCAGACACGGCAGGAAGAUCCGACCUCCGAAACCGGUGAAAGAAAUUCACGCCCGAAAGAAGUCCCCACUGCCCGCGAUUGUUUUGAAUAUGACCCCUUAAUUAAUGUUUUCAGAUCGAGUAAAUUAUAAGUAUUGUAGUUUU